UGGUAUGAGCUAGUUGAGAGUAUUAUUCAGUGCAAAGCUUUAAUCAAACGCGCUCCAUUAAAUUCGUUGAUUGUGACUGACUAUUCUUCUUCUUCUUCUUAUAUCUCUCAAACCCCAUUUACAGAGACUCAAAAAUGGCGACAUUAGGAGGAAUUCGUGAAGCUGGAGGAUCCGAAAACAGCGUUGAGAUCAACGAUCUUGCUCGUUUUGCUGUUGAUGAACACAAUAAGAAACAGAAUGCUCUUUUGGAGUUUGGAAAGGUUGUGAAUGUGAAGGAACAAGUGGUUGCUGGAACCAUGUACUACAUAACACUGGAGGCGACUGAAGGUGGUAAGAAGAAAGCAUAUGAAGCCAAGGUCUGGGUGAAGUCAUGGGAGAACUUCAAGCAAGUUGAAGACUUCAAGCUUAUUGGGGAUGUUGCUAGUGCUUAACAAGUGCUGAAUGAUGUAUGACUCUUAUGUCUAUGAAUAUCAUAAAGUAAGUUCAUAACUCUUAUGUCUAUUUUAGCAUGUUCGUAUUUGAAUAUCAUAAAGUAAGUUCAUAACUCUAUCGUGGAUCUGAAUUACGGGUAACUAUAGCUCUAUCUUAUAUAUGAUGUUUUGCUUUUCUGUUGCUAA
Molecule: messenger RNA, 617 nt
Organism: Solanum stenotomum
Lineage: Eukaryota; Viridiplantae; Streptophyta; Magnoliopsida; Solanales; Solanaceae
Product: cysteine proteinase inhibitor A-like
Exons: 2
Coding region: 135-431 (98 amino acids)
Molecular function (GO): cysteine-type endopeptidase inhibitor activity
Source: RefSeq, a predicted model, not a curated record